Acanthocheilonema viteae is the source of this 954-nucleotide messenger RNA. The record is from the annotation of a GenBank genome assembly. Lineage: Eukaryota; Metazoa; Nematoda; Chromadorea; Rhabditida; Onchocercidae.
AUGGAAGACCAGACAAAGUUGUUGGCCGGCUUGAUUUGCAGCGAUGCGGAAUUAGUGGAAUAUUACGUUCAGUUGAUCACUGAAAUUAAACGAUUCGUUUUAAAAGCGAUUUGGUGUCCCGAUACAGAACGAAGUAUAGAUAUUGCUGCCGAUAAUGAUGUACCGUCGGUGUCACAUACGGCAUUUCAGCUAAUUUCAAGAAAUGAUACAAAUACGAUUGUUAUCGUUGGGCACGCUGCUCAUAAUGCCUUAUUUUGCAUGCAAGCACAAGCUUUAAAGAAAAAAGCAAUAUGCAUCGGUACAGCCGCACUUUCCGAGUACACGGCUCAAUUGCUUGUGGAAUUUUCGGAAAGGCAUCAUACAUUUCUGCGAAUUAUCUAUCCAAUGAAGUACUCAACGCCUAUAGCACUAAUUAAGGCAAAUAUCACAAAAAUAGGUUCAAUUCAAAAUAUAAAUGCAGAGGCAACAUUCGAACAGCCUCAAGAUGCUAAACAUCGUUUAUAUAAUGAAUGCAAUACUGUUCUUCAUCAAGUAAGUCAUGAACUUCUCGAUGCACUGAGUGCAAUUUGUAAUUCCAAUCCGAUACCGAUUGCAACCACAUGUCAUCAACGUAGCAGCGUGGUGGAACAUUUUCGGUUGCAGGAAUUGCAAUAUUUGCACAUGCAAAUUGCAUUUGGUAACGCAGUUGCGAGCAUUCGAAUUGCUGUAAAUACAACCAAAACAUUGAUCUUACGGAUUACUGGUGAAUUGGGAUUCUUCCUGUUGGACCCUCGUAUGCUUAUACUGGAAGGGUGUGGAGGCCAGGGAGUGUUGUGGCGUGGUGAUGGUACUAUGGAAAGUAUUUUUCGUUCUGGCAUUGUGAAAGGUCUUGAAAAUUGUGAUUGCGAUAAGAUAUCAACGGAUACCAAUGAACUGAAUUUGGUGCAGUGUGUUUCCAAAUGUCGUUUCAUAUAA